Molecule: messenger RNA, 3422 nt
Organism: Oncorhynchus nerka (sockeye salmon)
Lineage: Eukaryota; Metazoa; Chordata; Actinopteri; Salmoniformes; Salmonidae
Product: hydroperoxide isomerase ALOXE3
Exons: 15
Coding region: 465-2474 (669 amino acids)
Biological process (GO): lipid oxidation; hepoxilin biosynthetic process; lipoxygenase pathway
Molecular function (GO): protein binding; oxidoreductase activity, acting on single donors with incorporation of molecular oxygen, incorporation of two atoms of oxygen; iron ion binding
Source: RefSeq, a predicted model, not a curated record
ACGAAGUUGUUUCUGCAAGACCUAAAACCCUUGGAAAUACUGGAAUAGAGGAAGGACACAUCCCCGAAGGGAUUUGGCUGUACCCAUCAUUACAUCCUGUAUUGGUGAUGAGCUCAAUACGCAUCGUUUUUCUGUUCUGGUCUUGGUGACAUGCUACAUUCUGGAUUUAAAAAUAGAUGGAUUGUUGAUUGUUUGUACAUGAUCAACAUUUGCACACAAAAUCCGCUGGUUCUAACCAAGGAACCUGUUAGACCAAUGCGGUUCGCUGGUUCUAACUGCGGAACCUGUUUGACCAAGGCAAUCGGCUGGUUCUAACCGAGGAACCUGUUAGACCAAGGUGAGGGGGCAGCCCUUAAAAUACAGUACAGGUAACCGGUGAGACAAAGUCCAUACAGAAAGAGAGAGAGAGAGCGAGAGAGACUCCAUCAUCUCCAUUCGUUGAUAAGUUUUCCCGUUGGCUCACCAUGGUUGAAUAUAAAGUAAAGGUGACUACAGGGGAAGUUCUAUUCUCUGGCUCAUCUGACUACAUUUAUGUCACACUCAUUGGAACAGAGGGGGAAAGUGAGCGCACUAACCUUGACAACUAUGGCCUAGAUUUCAUGACUGGGAUGACAGGGACCUACACUGUGACCAACCCCUCGUCUCUGGGGCGCCUCCUCCUGGUUAAACUGGAGAAAGAGCAGUACCUGUUCCUGCCAGAAAACGAGUGGUUCUGCUCCAAGGUUGUCGUGACGACACCUGAGGGUGACGUAAUCCUCUUCCCUUGUUACAGAUGGUUGUCCAGAGGGGAAAUUGUGGAGCUGAGAGGAGGAAAAGCCAGGAAGAUUUUUGAGGAUGAGCUCCCUCUACUGGUGCACCAUCGUAAAAAGGAGCUGGAGCUUCACAAGAAACUGUUCCAGUGGAUUGUGUAUGCCGAGGGAGUCCCGCACAUCAAUAACGCCACUGAAGUCUCAGCCCUCCCUUCUGAAGUUAAAUUUUCUUUCUCCAAAAUGUCAGAGUUUAUCUACACCAAAGCUGCAGCUAUAGCUGAGCUCAAACUGAAAGGCCUGGUGAACUCCACCGAGCAGUGGAAAGACCUGGAGAUGAUGAAAACUGUUUUCUGGAGAAAUAGAACACCCAUUUCAGAGUAUGUCUCUGAGCACUGGAAGGAGGAUGACUUUUUCGGGCCCCAGUUUCUGAAUGGAACCAACCCCAAUGUGAUCCAGCGCUGCACAACGCUUCCCCCCAACUUCCCUGUCACAGACGAGAUGGUACAGCCCUUCCUGGAGGACGGGAGUUCCCUGGCGACGGAGAUGCAGGAAGGAAACAUAUUCCUUUGCGACUACAAGAGGCUUGAGGGUGUGCCAACCCGGGUGGUCAAUGGUAAACCAUUGCCCCUCACGGCUGCCCUCUGCCUGUUCUACAAGAACCCAGAGGACAAACUGCUGCCUAUCGCCAUCCAGCUGGAGCAGCAGCCCUCUCAGCAGAACCCUAUAUUUCUGCCUAGCGACUCUGAGCACGACUGGCUGCUAGCCAAGAUCUUUGUGAGAAACGCAGAUUUCUCCGAGUUCCAGAUCAGCUACCAUCUACUGGGCACUCAUUUACUGGCAGAGGCCUUCACUAUGGCAACCUUCCGGAGCCUUCCUAUCAUGCACCCUCUCCACAAGUUGCUGAUACCACACUUCCGUUACACCCUGCAGAUCAACCUUCUUGCGCGAAAAAGACUGAUUAGUCCUGAUGGACCCUUAGCAAAUGGUGCUAUGGGACUGGAGGGUUUGAAGGAACUCUUGAAAAGGGCACAAUCAGAAAUCACCUACAGCUCCCUCUGUCUGCCAGAGAACAUUGUUGCACGAGGACUGGAGUCCAUCCCUAACUUCUACUACAGGGAGGAUGGCCUGAAGCUGUGGAACAUCAUCAACAGCUUUGUCAAGGGGAUGGUGGAGCACUUCUACUCCUCUGACAGUGAAGUGUCCAGGGACUCUGAGCUUCAGGACUGGAUCCACGAGAUCUUCAUCCAUGGGUUCCUUGGAAACAACAAGUCAGGAAUCCCUAAGCGAUUUGACAAAGUGGAGGAAGUUGUCAAAUUCAUUACCAUGAUUAUCUUCACUGUGUCAGCUCAACAUUGCGCCCUCAAUAUGGGGCAGUUUGACUAUGGUGGUUGGGUACCCAACAACCCCCUGUUACUGCGCAAAGCUCCUCCCACCACGAAGGGGAGCUCAAGCAUGAACACCAUUUUGGAAGUACUGCCAAACAUCAGCACUACUGUUAAUAACAUGGCUUCCACAUGGCUGCUCAGCAAGAGAUACACAGACACAAUUCCCCUUGGUACAUACCCAGAUCAACACUUUGAUGAGGCUGUCCCCAUGCAGAUGAUUAAGCAGUUCCAAGCAGAGUUGUCCUACCUCAGUCGAUCAAUCAUUAAGAGGAAUGCACUACUUACACUACCCUAUAACUACCUGAACCCUGCCGAGAUGGAGAAUAGUGUAUCCAUAUGAUUGAGCUUAGGCCCAUUCAAAUUAUUACAGUUUACUUAAAGAUGCAGUCUGGGAUCUUAAGCUUAACAAAUGAAUAACAUAUUGUACUGUUGGGUUCUGAGAAAAUGAAAUAUACUUAUUCAUGUCACUGAGGGAGAGAGGGUAAUGUAUAACGUAAACAUUAUAUAAGGUAUCCUAUUGAAAUAUUGUGUGCAGGGAAGUGAUCAUGUGUGGCAGGCAUUGAUAAGGGGAGAGAGACAUGGAUUAGUGAUGAAGGGGGGUCUAGGUCAGGUCACUUUAAGGGAGAAAUACAAGUUUAGGACUUAGUGUCCUGCCUAGCAGUAAAGAACGAUGUUUGUACAGAUGGGUAGGAGGAGACUCAGCCUAGGAGGAAGGGUUAAAUAUCAGUGCUUGUGUGAAAAUGUUUUUGUCUAAUGCAGCUGUAUUCAUCCUCUGGGAAGAAUAAACUUGGUUAAGCUUUCAUAGUGUCCGUAGAGUUUUUACUCUGAGAAUUAGAAUGUAACAGUACAAAUUAUAUUGAAGAAGAAGGCACUGGUUGCUAGACACAUUAAAUGUUUGGGAGUGUGCGACUUUCUUUCUUCUUACGAAUUGGAUUCGUAACAUAUCGUACUAAAUGUACAAAACAUAACAUAUCAUACUACAUGGAUGGCGUAGUAAACAAUUUGAUGACGGAGUACACAAAAAAUGGGACCUGUUUUGUCUUGUGAGCACCUCUUUCAAAACUACUGGCUGAAAUUAUACCAAGGCUUUGGAGCAUCACUUCAAUCAUCAAUGAUAGCCAAAAUGGCUAACCAAAUUGAAGAUCUAGAAGGCAGCUGAAGUCCUGAAGUCACUGAGUACCAUAGAGUCCUCGAUUAAAGUCGCAAGAAAGGGCUACCAACUUUAGAAAAUGGAACUUUGCAAUUGUCUUUAUAAAGAAUGCAUUAAUAAAGUGGAUUACAAAUUCAA